AUGGAGCUGUGCGAUUGCGUGGAGCUCAUACGCUCUUGCAAGACCCUCCCCGACGCCAAAGCCGCGCACGUCAGAAUCGCAUCGCAAUGCGAGCUCCCAUCCAGAUCUAUCGUCUUCCUCUCAAAUCUCCUACUCCAAAUGUAUGGAAAAUGCAAGAGCCUGGAGGCCGCUCGCCAGAUUUUCGACGCGAUCGAGACCAAAGACCUCUACUCCUGGAAUCUCAUGCUCGCGGCAUCUGUCCAGAACAAAGAUCUAGCCAGCGCCGAGCAGAUCUUCGCCGCGAUGCCGGAGUGGGAUCUAAUCUCCUGGAACACGAUUCUCACAGCCUACUCGGAGGACGGCAAGAUCCAAGAGGCCAAGAACGCUUUUGAUUCCAUGCUGGAGAGGGAUCUAUCAUCCUGGAAUGCGAUCAUCAGCGCAAAUAACGGGCAUCUAAAAGAUGCCGUCAGCCUCUUCCACACGAUGCCCCGGCGGGACCUCGUGUCCUGGAACUCCUUGCUCACGGCAUAUUCCCACGCUGCGCAGCUGGAAGAUGCCAGGUCGGUGUUCGAUUCCAUGCCCCAGCGCAAUCUCAUCUCCUGGACGGCUAUGCUAGCGGCGAUCGCGUCACGAGGGGAUCUCCGGGACGCUCGCCGCGUCUUCGAUCGAAUGCCCUGCACGGAUCUCUUCGUCUGCAACACGAUGCUGCUGCUCUUCUCGGAGAAUCGGCUGCCGCGCGAGGCGAGGGAGGUGUUCGAUCGAAUGCCGGCGAGGGAUUCGGCGUCCUGGACCGUGAUGCUGUGCAUGUACUCGCAGAUCGGGCUGCUCGAUGAGGCGAGGAAGAUCUUCGAUCAGAUGCCGGAGAAAGAUCUCAUCUCCUGGACUGCGAUGCUCACCGGGUACGCGAGAAAUGUGAAGAUCCAGCAGGCGCAGUGGAUCUUCGACGCGAUGCCGGACAGGGAUCUCGUCUCCUGGAACGCGAUUCUCGUGGUUUAUGCCCAGAAUGGGCAUCUGGAAGAAUCUCGCAGCGUCUUUGGAGGAAUGCCUCACAAGAACCUUGUCUCCUGGACGACAAUGCUGUCGGCGGUCGCACAGACAGGGGAUUUCGACCAGACAAAAUCUAUCUUCGAUUCGAUGCCGGAGAGAGAUCACGUAUGCUGGACGGCAUUGCUCGCACUGUAUGCCCAAAAGGGGCAUCUAGCGACCGCCAGGCGAUUGUUUGAAUCGAUGCCCGAGCAAGACGUUGUGUCAUGGACCGCGAUCCUCGUCGCGUACGCGCAGAGAGGGCAGCCCAGCGACGCAGUGGAGUUCUUCUCGGCGAUGGCGGUGGAAGGGAUCCAGCCCGAUGAGACGUGCUUCACCUGUGUUCUUCACGCGGUGUGCAGCCACACGGGCGACGCCAGGUCCGGGCGGAGCUACUUCGGAUCCCUGAUCAUCGAUUUCGGGAUGAAGCCGAGCAAGCAGCAGUAUGGAUGCAUGGUCGAUCUGCUGGGGCGAGCUGGGCAUCUGGUAGACGCCGAGAACUUGAUCGCGAGCAUGCCCUAUCUCCCGGAAGCCCACGACUGGAUUUGCUACCUGGGGGCGUGCACGAGCUAUAGCAAUGUCGAUCGAAGCGCCCAAGCGGCGGAGAGAGCGAUGGAGCUGCGGCCAGCGGACCCGGUGCCCUACGUUCUCCUCUCUAACACUUGCCGCCAAAGGAAGCAAAACGAUUCUGCGAAUAUGAAAGUCUGA
Molecule: messenger RNA, 1710 nt
Organism: Selaginella moellendorffii
Lineage: Eukaryota; Viridiplantae; Streptophyta; Lycopodiopsida; Selaginellales; Selaginellaceae
Product: pentatricopeptide repeat-containing protein At4g02750-like
Exons: 2
Coding region: 1-1710 (569 amino acids)
Biological process (GO): RNA modification
Molecular function (GO): protein binding; RNA binding
Source: RefSeq, a predicted model, not a curated record